AUGGACACUGAAGGUGACGCAAAGCAGAGGUUUUUCCAGAGCCAUAGCUUAACAGUCGCAGCGACUUUCGCUAUGCGCCUGUUCCUUCUUCCCAUCAGCACAAGGCGAACCUUAAUCUACUGCGAACGCGUCGAGGAGGCCGUGUCCGGCGCGAAGCCAUCGAUCUCCGAGCGAGUUAUCAACCGCGUCUCCAGCACCUGGGCAGAGUGGGAGAAGAAGGACAAGGGAUGGCAGAGGCAACUCACUAACUACGGCAACCAACUGUUCAAGCGCAUUCCGUACGAAGAAUGGGGCCUGAAAAGCAUCCCGCCUGCGACCAAGGCGCGCUUAGCAGAAGUAGAUCAGGGCAAGCACAAGUUCGAGUGCCUGUAUCCUAGUGCCUUCAUGCAAGGCAAGAACGUGUCUGAUGUGCUGCGGAAGCUGGCCACGGAACGGCAAAGCUAUCACAACCGCAGUAUGUGGGUGUGUCUUGGCUGGAUGCCCAUAACGAUACCGUUUACUUUUGUACCAGUUAUACCUAACAUCCCCUUCUUCUAUCUUGGCUUUCGCGCAUGGUCGCAUUACCGCGCCUUGUAUGGCGGGAAGCUACUCGAGCACGUUCUGAAGAAGGACAUGGUCCGGAUGACUGACAGCAAGAUACUGAACGAGAUGUACGCGAGAGGCUUGUUAAGUCCGAACCGUCCGCAGGCGCGUGACGCAUCCAGCCCGUCGGUGGAGGAGACAGAGAGAGUGGUGCAGGAGGUACAAGUGCAAACUGUCGAUGGCAAGGAAGACGUCAUGCUGUUACAGCAAUGGAACGCCAAGCUCAUUGCCGAAGCAUUUAAACUACCUGAGAUGCAGAUUGAGAUCGAGCGGGCAGUCGAGCAGGUGGAGACUGCGAUGAAGAAGGCGAAGAAGGACCAGGUAGAAGACAAACAAGCGAUCGAGAAGACGAAGCACGAGUCCACGGAAAAGACCGAGGAGAUGAAGCGAUAG
Molecule: messenger RNA, 975 nt
Organism: Baudoinia panamericana UAMH 10762
Lineage: Eukaryota; Fungi; Ascomycota; Dothideomycetes; Mycosphaerellales; Teratosphaeriaceae
Exons: 3
Coding region: 1-975 (324 amino acids)
Biological process (GO): potassium ion transport; proton transmembrane transport
Cellular component (GO): mitochondrial inner membrane
Source: RefSeq, a predicted model, not a curated record